Messenger RNA from Raphanus sativus (radish), 783 nucleotides. RefSeq lists its product as uncharacterized. NCBI's taxonomy places the organism in Eukaryota, Viridiplantae, Streptophyta, Magnoliopsida, Brassicales, Brassicaceae. The coding region runs from base 1 to 783 and encodes 260 amino acids. The transcript is spliced from 2 exons. The record is from RefSeq and is a predicted model, not a curated record.
AUGGAAGCAAUUCCGGAUUUUGGAGAAAUAUGCGGCAGAAAACUCUCAUGCAGCUUCAGAGGUCCAAGGUGUGGCAACUGGAAAGGAGUUGCAAAAGUUUCUUAUGAAGACAUCACCAAACUUGAAGACUCAUUUACUGACAAGAGUGACUUGUUCUCGGUCAUCUCAGUGACUGGCAAUGGUGAUGUCUUUCUGCAUGAAGACUAUGCAAGGAAGGGUGAGAUGGAAGAUGAACGAGUGAACCUUGUCCUUAGUAUGAUCAAUAGCAAGUUCGAUUGGAGCAAGACGGAGUGGCCAGUUAUAGAACUUGAAGAGACUGAAAUGGAGGAAGCUUUGACAAAUGAUAUAGAUGCAGAAGCUGGUAUGAGUGGCGACGAUACUGAUGUUGUAGCAGACGAAGAGACCUCUACGCUUGAGGUUCCAGGAAAAGGCAAGAGAAAGGUUCAUGAUGAAGGAGCGGAGACAAGAAAGAAAAAGUUGCUGUGUAAGCGAGCAGCUGAAAAGAAACAGAGUAUUGAUAGUGAAACUAAGAGUUUCAUUGAGGGUCUCCUCCGUACAUCUGUUACUUCCUUGGGGGAUAUGCUCAGCACGAAAAUGGAAAAUAUGGAGAGGAUGUUUACGGAAAGGAUGGGUAUGUUGGAGACCGAAGUGUCACAGAUCAGGGAUGCAGUGAGGUUGAGUGCAGAAGGGAGCGAUCCUAGCAUGAGCGAAGCUGCAGAAGAUCUACUAAAGUUUAAAGGCGAUCAAGCUGCAUCUGCGAGCAAAGGCGAUCACCCGACAUGA